Messenger RNA from Clarias gariepinus (North African catfish), 4943 nucleotides. It is a transcript of the gene bcas3, whose product is annotated as BCAS3 microtubule associated cell migration factor. The coding region runs from base 98 to 2875 and encodes 925 amino acids. Gene Ontology annotation, molecular function: protein binding. Gene Ontology annotation, cellular component: cytoplasm. The transcript is spliced from 25 exons. The record is from RefSeq and is a predicted model, not a curated record. NCBI's taxonomy places the organism in Eukaryota, Metazoa, Chordata, Actinopteri, Siluriformes, Clariidae. Gene Ontology annotation, biological process: response to starvation; autophagy.
GCUAUACGUAAUCCCAUGUUUUCAUCGCGUCUUGGAGAGAGCUGUGUUUGGUUAGCGGAAUUCAAGCACAACACACUCGGAUACACAACGGUCGACCAUGGCAUCCGACUCCCCGCGCAGGCCGAGCCGCUGUGCCGGAGGGGUUAUAGUUCGAGCCCAGGCUGCUACGGAGCAGUCUUACAUGGAAAGUGUAGUGACGUUUUUGCAAGAUGUGGUCCCUCAGGCCUACACAGGGACACCUCCGACAGAUGAAAAAGAAAAGAUUAUGUGGGUUCGGUUUGAAAAAGCAGACGUCAAUGAUGUGGCGCGCUCGCCAGAGUUCCUGGAGCUGCAUGGCAGCGGUGUGGACCCACCUCUGUGUUUGAUGAUUGGUUAUGCAGACGGAAUGCAAAUCUGGAGUGUAUCACUCACUGGAGAAGCUCAGGAGCUCUUCUCUGUGCGACACGGUCCAGUGAGAGCUGCUCGUAUCCUUCCUGCCCCUUAUAUUAGUCGUCUGAACACUGACAGUUUCGCAGAGAAGCGGCCCCUCCUGGGUGUUUGCAAGAGCACGGGCUCCUCGGGGACCAGCCCGCCGUACUGCUGUGUGGACCUGUAUUCUCUAAGGACGGGAGAGAUGGUCAAGUCAAUUCAGUUUAAAACGCCUAUUUAUGAUCUACACUGUAACAAAAGGAUUCUUGUCAUCAGUCUUCAAGAAAAGAUUGCCGCCUUUGACAGCUGCACUUUUACAAAAAAAUUCUUUGUCACAAGCUGCUAUCCUUGUCCUGGUCCCAACCUCAACCCCAUAGCAUUAGGAAGCCGAUGGCUGGCCUACGCUGAAAACAAGCUGAUCCGGUGUCAUCAGUCCCGUGGCGGGGCAUGUGGAGAUAAUUCCCAGUCCUACACUGCUACUGUCAUCAGCGCUGCAAAAACACUAAAGACAGGGCUGACUAUGGUGGGUAAAGUAGUCACCCAACUUACAGGCACUCUGCCCUCCGGUGCCCCUGAUGAAGAGGGCACGACCCACAGCAGCACUCGCCGCAGCCCUCACCAGCCUGGCGUGGUUACUGUCAUAGACACACACACUGUGGGAGAGGGACAGGUACUUGUGAGUGAAGACUCUGAUGGUGAGGGAGUGGUCGCUCAUUUUCCAGCUCAUGAUAAACCCAUAUCCUGUAUGGCUUUCAACCCAAGUGGUAUGUUGCUGGUGACUGCUGACACAUUAGGUCAUGAUUUCCAUGUGUUUCAAAUCCUCACACACCCGUGGGCAUCAUCACAGAGUGCGGUUCAUCACCUGUACACCCUGCAUAGAGGAGAAACUGAGGCUAAGGUGCAGGACAUCUGCUUCAGUCCUGAUAGCCGCUGGGUGGUGGUCAGCACACUGCGUGGCACCUCACAUGUCUUCCCCAUUAACCCGUACGGUGGCGCACCGUGUGCCCGCACACACCUGUCCCCACGAGUAGUAAAUCGCGUGAGCCGUUUUCAGAAGAGCGCCGGCCUCGAGGAGAUCGAGCAGGAGCUGAAUAGCAAGCAGGGCGGCCGCUGCAGCCCCAUCGCCGGCCUCUCCAGCAGCCCGUCCACAUCCCCUCUACACGCCAAACUCAACAACCAAGAGUCCUAUAACAACUUCACCAACAACAACAUGGGGAAUCCGCGACUGUCCCCUCUGCCAAGUCUGACGGUUGUGGUGCCGCUGGCUCAGAUUAAACAGCCCAUGACGCUGGGUAGCAUCACCAAGCGCACAGGACCCUACCUCUUUGGGGCAGGAUGUUUUUCCAUUAAAACUCCAUGUAAAGCCAAGCCACCACCUCAGAUCUCUCCUAGCAAGUCUAUUGGAGGGGAAUUUUGUGUAGCUGCUGUGUUUGCAUCUUCACGCUCCUGGUUCAUCACCAAUCCUAACAUGAAGCGGGAAAAAGAUCAGUCUCGACAGGCCGUGGUCGACUCGCUGUACAUCGCAAGUUGCUACGGUACCCUGGUCGAGCAUGUGUUGGAGCCUCGGACAAUCAGCACAGCGCAGAAGAUAGGUGAUGACACACCUCUGGAGUUAAACACCUGCCCCAGAGCAUGCUGGACCUUGGCCAGAACGCCGCAGUGGAACGAGCUGCAACCUCCUUUCAGCAGCAGCCACCCCUUGGUGCAGGCCUCAGACUUGGUGCAGUACUAUCAGUGCCUCCUGGCUGGCUUGUUGCCUCCAGGAAGCCCAGGGCCAAUCACCAGGCAGGGUUCCUAUGACAGUCUGGCCUCAGACCACAGCAGCCAGGAGGAUGAGGAGUGGCUCUCACAGGUGGAGAUCGUGACCCACACAGGCCCUCACAGACGGCUGUGGAUGGGUCCUCAGUUCCAGUUUAAGACCAUUCACCCAUCAGGCCAGACCACAGUCAUCUCCUCCAGCUCGUCUGUGUUGCAGUCACAGGGGCCCAGUGAUACCCAGCAACCCCUUCUUGACUUUGAUACCGAUGACCUGGAACUGCACAGCCUCAGGAUCCAGCCUGUGCGCUCUGAGCCUAUGACCAUGCCUGGCUCAUCCUGUCUGAUUCCAGAGCGUGUAGGCCAGGCUACAGUCAUCGAUACCGGCUCAGGCACAUUUGACCACAGUGUGACCCUGCUGGAGGUGUGUGGCAGCUGGCCCGAGAGUUUUGGCUUGCGUCACAUGUCCUCUGUGGAUGCCACAGACGAAGGCUUGAGGGAGAGGCUUGCUGAAGCCAUGUCUGAGUCACCCAGCAGGGACAUAGUAGGCUCUGGAACAGCGGAACUGCAGAGAGAAGGCAGUAUCGAGACGCUGAGUAACAGCUCGGGCUCCACAAGUGGCAGCAUUCCUCGUAACUUUGAAGGUUACCGCUCUCCUCUGCCCACCAACGAGAACCAGCCACUCAGCCUUUAUCCCACCGCUUUCCCAUAGAACAGCUUCUCUUCAGUGAUAAGUCCCACCUUUCCAUCCCAUCGCAGGGAGCUUCUUCCCGUCCUCCGUCCAGAUGGAUGUCGUGGUGUGUUGUCUGCUCCUUUCACCCAACCAACAGUCAAGUGAAGAGCAAUGAAAAUCUUUUCACAUCAGGGUGGAAACAGAGAUAAGACCUGCAUGCAGGCUUUCAGUAAAUGUGCCAUUUGAUUCUUACUUGUGUUACUAACAUGUUGUCUUAUGCAGUGUAUAUGAGAGAAAACUUGCUGCUGCAAGUGAUUCUUGUGUAAAAGCCCUCAUAGCUGCCAGUUUAUCCCUCUCUCAAAUACAUUACAUUGAAUAGUUUGAAAAUUGCUUGCGUGCAGUAGAGACCAGGCUACAUGUUCAUGUCAUUGGGCAUUAGUGUAUUAAUGCCAUAGCUUCAUGUAUGUGUUUGUUAUUCAACAUAUUGUUUGUGUCUUGAUUCCCUCUCAGUCAAAGGUUUGGACACGUAAAUUAAAGAUUUAUUUUCUUUUGCCUAAAUGACAUUCUGAAAAGGCUUAAAGUUGUUUUAUUCCAUUUUGUUCUAUGGCAGAUUUAUUAUACAUGUAUACAUAUUUAAUUGUAUUUCUAAAUAAAGUUGUAAUAUUAAUGUUUUUUUGUUUGUUUUAUUUUUAAAAAUGUUUCCCCACAAGUUUUCACAUAGAACAAAUUGGAAAAAGCCUUCUGAUGUCGCUCCUUCAUAAAGACAACAGGAGUGUGCAAUGCUUUAUUACAAAAACACAGAACUCCAAUUGUAAAAUAGUGGGCACUUAUUGCACUUUUCCUGCUCGCUAUAUAACUCCAUAUCUGUUAUUUCAUUGUGUUACUAUCUAUAUUAUUAGUAGUAGAAAAUAGUAACUGUGUAGAGAAGGUGUGUCCAAGCAUUUCACUGCUAGUGUACUUUUAAUAGAAAGAUCAGGGCACAAGGCAUUUUAUGCAAACUAUUUUGACUUGUUGCUGAAUCUUAAUUUUGUUUUUGUUGUUUGUAUAACUAUAAUAUUUACAUUAAAUGUCAGUUUCCAUCAUACAAAAUUAUACAAACAUUGCAUUUAUAUCUCAUAAGAUAAAGCAUAUUUUCAGACUAUUUUAGUAUUUUAUAUUAUUACUUGAGGUGAUAGAAAUUACUUUUUUUUUCUUUUUUUUAAUUAUUUUUAGUGAUUACAAAUGUCAACUAAUACUGCUGUUUGUGUUAUAAUAUUGCAUACAAUUUCUCAGUAUAUUCGAUUCUCUGUUCCAUUACGUCCAUGAAUGGAUUAUUAUUGAUAGUAUUUUUUUUUUUAUUAAUUUUUGGACUAAAUCAUGUUCAUGUGACUGCCAUUGUGUGCUAUGUUCCAUGUUUGCAUUUAUGUUUUUUGAUUGCUGCAUGCUGAGCCACUUAUUUUCCUUGGUUUCCGUUUAAAAUUUUUAAGAUCUGUUUUUUGAACCAUCUUUACUCAACAUCUCUUUAGGUGUGUGAGGUCUGUGUGUAAUGUCUUGUUUAGAGGGAGUAAAUAACUGUGUAGCAAAUCUGUCUCUCUAAACAAACACAUGCGUGCACUCACAUAUCAGUUUGCUUCUUUAUGGCUUUUCUUAAGGAGCUAUUCUCUUCAGCUAAACUAGACAGGACAUAACAUGUCAGGACAUAAAGAAACUCCAGUGAUAUUGAUGAAGGUUUUGCUGUAAUAGCUUUCAGCUCAGUUUGUGGCGUAAUGAAAACUCUUACAGUUGGAUUGAACAGUGUAGCAACACUGAGGUGCAUGUGAUGUGAAGGGAUUGCUGGCCUCACUUGCUGAAUGAUUUACAAAGGUCAAUAUUGGCAUGACUAUAUUGCCAUGAAUGCAUUGCACAUGCUUUUUGUAAACUGCAGUAUGCUUUUAAACGACACUGAUUUAAUCCUUUUGAAUAUAAAUCCUUGCAAAUGAAAUGUUCUAUCAAAUGCGCAUUGCUUUGUGUCUCUUUACUUAAACGAUGAACUGUUCAUUCUGACCAUUUAUGGUUAUGUGUCAAUGCCAAUACUGAGCUAAGACACAGUAUGAAGAGAGAAUAAAUAAUUAAAGCAUUACUUAAACUA